UACACAGAAUGUCCUAGCUCGAUUUCACAAUCUCUUAUGAGAACCUGAGAGUCAAUUCUGUAUCUCGAAACGAAGUGAAAAUUACAAAAGUGAGCAUUCUCUAGGCACUGACCAAUGAAAUUACGAAUAUUCUAGUAUAUUUGCUCACUUUUGUAAUUUUCACUUCGUUUCGAGAUACAGAAUCGAUUCCCUGGAGUGGAUUGAGAUAAACAAAAGUUCCAUACCAUUUAGCGAAAAUCGUAAUAAUAAUGGAGAUAUUAUAGAAGAUUUGUGAAUAAUCUAUUUUCUAAAGGGCUAUGUACGAAUUUAUUUGUAGUUCAUAUUACGUAGAAAAUGUACGUAUAUUACGAAACGCAACUUAUAGGGUUGUUUGUUUUCAAAAAGAUAUCUGAAGUAGUGCAGUAAGUUAGAAUGAGAGAGAAUAUACUUAUUUCCAUCGACAUAUAGUACUGGACGGAGCAUUCGGCAAGACUUCUUUGGUCUUUCGUGUUGAGAGACAUAGAAAGAAAAAGCUAGAUGUGUAGGCACGGAUCUCUCUUUCUACUCUCUGUUCAUUGGUUGAAUUUUGUCUAAGCAGAAAGGGAACAGUAUCGUUGUUGUUGGUAUUCCUAGCCGUAGAACUAACUCCAUUGACCUAGGGAACAGUAUCGUAUUCUUAAAAGUUGGGAUAUGUUACUACAUAUGAGACUGCGUUCCGAAAUUUAUUGCCAGUACUGAAAUUCGAUAAUAUACGUAACAUGAACUAUAGAUUUUCAGUACUGGCAUUGCAUUUCGGAACGCAGCCUGAGUUACUACAUAUGCACUAUGUAAAAACUGAUGUGUUAAAUUUAACACAUUCAUGUGUCCCAAAUCAUUAACAUUUGACCGUUAGGAAUCACUGACGGUAUUCAAGUGUUAAAUUCUUGUGUUAAUUUUUUACAUAUUAUGCAUGUGACUUUUUACAUUUGUUUUGUGUUAAAUUUAUACAUAAAUAAGAGUGGAUGAUUUGGGACACAAAAUGUUAAAUUUAACACAUCAGUUUUUAUAGUGUGAUUACAUGUUGUACGUGUAAUACAUAUAUAUUACAAACUUUUUAUAUACUCUAUAAACAUUUUUAUAUUUCACCUUUUUCUUUUUCCUUUAUCCUAUAUUCUUACUGCUAUAAAAAAAUUAAUUAAAAUAAUAGAAUUGUAAAUGCAUCGUGGUCCUGUUGCUCCAUAAACUGCUCCUAUCCACACAUUGGCCAGUAUUCAUAGUCCGAUCUUAUAUUUAAGAUCAUCUUAAGUACUGUCUUAAGAUGUCAUGAACCAAUCACAGAGCUGUAUUCACAUCUUAAGACAUUACUUAAGACGGUCUUGAAAUAAGAUUCGACUAUGAAUACCGGCCAUUGUCUUGUUUCUUUCUACGCCCGCAAUACGAUGCCGGCACAAUGCUCCGUCCAGUAUUAUGGCUGGUAUUCAUAGUCCGAUCUUAUAUUUAAGAUCAUCUUAAGUACUGUCUUAAGAUGUCAUGAACCAAUCACAGAGCCGUAUUCGCAUCUUAAGACAUUACUUAAAACGGUCUUGAAAUAAGAGUCGACUAUGAAUACCGGCCUAUAUGUCGAUGCUUAUUUCACUCCAGUUUAUCACACUAUAGAAGUUCUUCGAAAACAAACAGAUCUUAUAUCACUUACGUCUCUUGUUGAAAAAUGACUUACAUCGAAAUUGAGAUAGAUAUAAUCACAAAAAAGAGGCAAACAAUGAAAUAAAUUUUUUAAGAUAAGAAAAUGGUAUAUGGGAUAUAUACAGGGUGUCCCAGAAUAACCUUUGAAAGCCUCUCAUGGAGGUAUAAUAUGGAUUAAUGUGGAUAUAAAAGUCAUACCAUUUUGCAAUAUUUGCAAUAAUUAUCGAGACAUUAAUUAAAAGAGACUUGUGAAUAAUCACGCGAGAUAUAGUAAUGGGAUAUCAGCUAUAAUGACGAUAUUUGCCAUUGUGUGUUUGUACAUUAGAUCAAACUGAACAAAAAAGUUUUUUAUUUUUUUCCUAAUAACACUUUGUGGAUUUUUAAUUAUUAGUUAGAUAACAUUAAUAUAUUAUCGCGAGCGACCAUUCGCCUAUUUUUUUUAAUUAAUAAUAAAAAAUCUACAAGUUUAUUAGCAAAAUGGUAGAGGAUUUUUUUCUUUAGCUAAUGUUCUAAUGUACAAGUACAAGAUGGCAGACGUCAUUACUACAGCUCAUUUAUCAUAUCUCACGUAGUCAUUUACAAAUCUUUAAUUAAUAUCUUGAUAAUUAUUGCGAAUAUCACAAAACAAUAUAGGACUUUUAUGUUUGUCUCAAUCCGUACUAUCCCAAAUAUCACAGAGAAUUCAAAAAGAAUUCAGUUGUAUGCCACUAAUUCUGAGUUCAUUUUUAGAUGCAAAAAGAAUUCUUUUCACUGAACUGAACUUUGAAGAAUUCUUUUCGCAUCUGAAAAUGAAUUCAGAAUUGGUGACAUACGACUGAAUUCUUUUUGAAUUCUCUGUACUAUCUGGAAUGCCUCCACAAGAGUUUCGAAGGUUCUACACCUUAUAUAACCAUACGUCGCGCUCGUAUCACGUUCAAUUGUCGAACAUAACAGGAAACUAUCAUCUCGAGUAGAUCGCGUUUUCGAGAUGGCGCAAAGUGUACUCACUUAUUUGUCUAACAAUAUAUCGAUUGCGGCGAUUGAAAUGAAUAUUAAUUAUUGACUUAUAUACAUAGACUGCGUUUCUUAUGAGAGGUUUGAAGCAAGAUUGCGAACAAUUAAUUAUUUUUUUAAUUGAUCAUUGUGUUUUAUUGACGAUUAAUAUGGGCCAAUUAAAUUAGAGAGCGUUUAAUUAAUAAUUUAUUUCAACAAAUUCAAUUAAAUAUCGUUUAAUUAACGAUUAAUAUGAGCGAAGGGAAUUAAAGGGCGUUAAAUUAAUAAUUGAACUUAGCAAAAUUGAUUAAAGGCCGUUUAAUUAACGAUCGAACUUAGCAAAUUUAAUUCUCCGUUUGCAAUCAUAUUUUUAUUCCCUCCGUCUGCAAUCUGAAUCUUUUCUGCUCAGCCUAAGUUUUUUUUACUGUUUUAGGCUUUAAAAAAUCUGAAAAAAUUUAACUUACUUUUCAAGUAUUGCUAUUUCACAUUAAUCGUCAAUUAAAUGAUCUUUAAUUAAGUUUGAUAGAUUCAAUCGUCAAUUAAACGGCCCUUAAUUAAAUUUGCCAAGUUCAAUUGUUAACUGAACAAUCUUUGAUUCCCUUUGCUCAUAUUAAUCGUCAAUUGGACGGUUUUUGAAUCCGUAAUUUAUUAUCAAUUAAACGUUCUCUAAUUGCUUGAACUAAUCGUUAUAAUUACUUGAAUCGAGACAUAUUUGUUCAAAUCAAUUACUAAAUUGGAAAACAUUUUAAUUGAUAUUUUUACAACUCUGGAUUGAAGACGUGAUUUGAAGAGCAACUACACGACAUUCCUUUCCACUGUUCACAAUCUAGUUCUAUCGGAGUCCCAUCCAGCUUGACUUCUAUCGGAGAAAGCUGCGUGAAAUGUCCUAUACGAGACAAGUUAGACAAAUAUUUAAUGUCUAUACUAUCAGUAAUUGAUUUGAACAAGUAUGUCUCGAUUCAAGUAAUUAUAACGAUUGAUUCGAGCAAAUUCAAUCAGAAAAUGUUUAAUUGAUAAUCAAUUUUGACGAAUUCAAAAACCGUUCAAUUGACGAUUAAUAUGAAGGAAAUCAAAGAUCGUUCAGUUAACAAUUGAACUUGGCAAAUUUAAUUAAAGGCCGUUUAAUUGACGAUAUUCUUUUUUGGUCAGAUCUUCGUCAGCCUCUUGUGGAAACGCUUAGUCUAUGUGCAUAAGUAUGCGAUAAUAACGGAUAAACCGUGUAUUGCAGAUGAUCUUCCGGAUCGAUUUUCCUCGCUUUUCCUGCGCCCGGGACAGACACUGACGAUAUGGAUACAGUAUGGCUUCAGCACUCCGGCAUGUCUCUGGGAGUAGUUUUCUUUCGUCAGCCCUCGUGUUACUCUUGCUACUCUGUCCACACAGCUCCACAGCCCGCGAGGUAAUUGACGCGCCACUGCCACAACAAGACUACGUUCCAUCACUGCCGCCACCACCACCGGGAGGUCUCACCACUGCUAGAACACCAAAGUGCGACCAAAAGUUUGUAAGCACUCCUGACGGGCCGCUGAAUGGAACUUUUCAUGCACCGACGCUGAUCAACUCCGACGGGGGUCCUCGACAGUGCGUUUUCACGUUCCUCGCAGGGCCGCGUCAGCGUGUCGAAUUGGUUUUCACGUCGUUCGGCCUUCGGGGAAAGCCGCCAGAUGGAUCUGCUGUGGGAGAAUUACCCGCCUGUGUUCACGAAUACAUGGACAUAUACUCGGAGAUACGAUCGGAGAACACGACUAAGCUGAUAGAAACGCCGUUCGGUGGUCGGUUCUGCGGACCGAUCCCACCUCGCAGACGGGUUUCUCUCUAUCAGGGAAUCGCCCUCAGUUUCUACACCGACAAGAAUGUCACGCUACCGAACGUUUUCAGCGGUAUUUACAAAUUUAUCAACGCCUCCGAGUACGAGGUGGGCACGCUGGCGCCGAGCACACCGUGCUCCUUCACGAUAAGCGUGCAGGAGAAACGCAACGGCAACAUACUGUCGCCCACUUAUCCCGGCAGCUAUCCCAAGGACCUCGUUUGUAGCUAUCAGUUUAUCGGGACCGCCGGGCAACGCGUGCGACUGGAGUUUCGCGACUUCGACCUGUUUUUCGGGGGGCCACAUUGUCCUUUGGACUACGUGAAGGUGUAUGACGGUAUCGACAAUACCACAGCCGUGAUCGGCACGUACUGUGGUCAACAGCGAAAUCUGGUGCUAUACUCCUCAGAGUCUAGUUUGUACGUAGCGUUCGUCACAUUAAAACGCACCGCAAACACCCAAAACCGUGGAUUUAAGGGCAUCUUCGAGUUCUCUGAGAGUUUCGUCAGCUUAGACUUCAUAACGGUGUACCAAGGCGAGCACAUCCGCGGAUCUGAGUGCGACCAGAAGAUCCUCAGCAAGAAGGAGACCUCGGGAGUCGUAGUUAGCCCAAAUUUUCCAUUUCCUUACAUACCGAAGGUCGUCUGCCGUUACUUCAUCUACGGGAUGCAGGACUCGCAGCAUCUCGAGCGCGUGCGACUAGAGUUCGAGACGUUCGCGAUACAGAUGGCGGCGGGAGAAACGUCAUGCACCGACGGCUACUUGAAGCUAUACUUGAAGGGUCAGGAGGCGACGGAUUCCUACGACAAAUUCGAUUACGAGAUGUGCGGUAACAAGAGCAAUCCGAGCUACGUAGUUAGCGACGGGCCAAGACUCGUGAUGGUGUUUAGUAGCGGCGAGCUGCAGGCGCAAGGUUUCAAAGCGAAGUAUACCUUCGAGACGGAAUACAAAAUACCGGGCACCGCGGCGCCCGACGGCAGCUGCACCUUCACGUAUCGCAGCUCCUCCCGCAAACGCGGCGAAUUCAAUUCGCCGCGAUACCCCAGCAACUAUCCCAGCGACACGAAUUGCACGUACUUCUUCUUGGCGACGCCGAACGAACAGGUCGCUCUGAUCUUCGAUCACUUCAAGGUGCGAACGAAAAAUCUCAAUGUCACGGACGGGCAUUACGGAUACGAGGUGUGUCAGGAUGACUGGCUGGAGAUCUACAACAUGUACCGCGACAGCACGGAGAAACUGAUCGGGAGAUAUUGCGGCACGACCGCGCCGGGCCCGGUCGAGUCGAAUCUCGGCGCGCUCGGGUUGAAGGUGAUCCUGCACACCGACUCUGAAUUGGUCUACAGCGGCUUCAAGGCGCGUUACACCUUCGAAGUCGCCAAACCCAUCUUUGGAGAUUGCGGGUCGAAUAUUAGUAGCUUAAAUUACGGUAUCAUAACCAGCCCGAAUUUCCCAAACAAAUACGAGGGACCGGCGCGGAACCUCGCCAGCAAGACUUGCAACUGGUUCAUAAGGGUGCGGCCGAAUCAGCAGAUACUUUUGAACUUCGAGCUCUUCUCCGUGGAGGGCGAUCAGUCAGCGCGAGGUUGCCCGGCGGCCGUGUUACGCAUGUGGUACUCGUUGACGUCAACACCGCGCGAACUCUGCGGUAUGAAGCCAAGCGAAGUCAAGUGGAGCUACAUCUCGGAGGACAACAACAUGCGGCUCAGUUUCAUAUCGGCCGACAAAGCAGUGGGGCAGCAGGGCUUUCGCGCGGUGUGGACCGAAGUGAGCACCAAUACCGACUGCCAAGAUCAGUUUCUAUGCAGCAAAAGUAAAUACUGCAUCUCCGAAUCCCUGCGGUGCAAUAACAUUGAUAAUUGUGGGCCGGACGAUGCGUCGGACGAGGAGAACUGCGCCGAGAUGCCGCAGGCGGACAGCUACACGGCACCGUUAGGUUACGUGAUCGGCAGCAUCCUGGUGGUCAUGAUGAUCUGCCUGGGCUGCCAUCGGCUGCGACGGUGCAUGCGCGGCAUGCCGAUCGACGAGCUGCCGCAGCGGGUAGUCGACGACCGACGCCACUGCUACUACCACGACUUCCCGCACCAUUACCAGGAGCACCCGCGCGGCUUCAACCAGUACCAGCUGGAGCAGCCGAGUCCGCCGAGCGAGAGCGACGGCGAAGCCGAGGUCGAGGCCGAGGCCGAGACCGAGGCCGACGCCGAGCAGGCCUGCGACCAGGAGACCAGCAGCCUGGACACCGUGUGACCGUGGCCGAUCGCAGGGUGACGAUCGCGCUCCGCGUCCUUCUCGCGCCCUCGUCGCGGCGUCCUCGCUCCUCGUCGACACGUGCGACUCGUUGCUGUUGUCGUUGCACGACGCGUUUUCGAGGAGCUCGGCGCUUCGCGCCCUCGUCGCCCUCGUUGCCUCCGUCGUUCUCAUUGCUCUCGUCGCCCUCGUCGCCUACCUCGCCGAGUCACGACGCCGAGGAGCAGGAAGUCGCGGUGGGAGCCGAUGCUCGACAUUGUCGUUGAACUUUGCGCGUAAGGCGGAUACCGUAGCUUUUCUACGUCGGUGCGUACCACGCGCGCGCGCGUACACGGAUUCCAUGCGAACUCGACGAGCGGCGGUUUGGGAUUUUCCUGCCGCGGUCGAGGGAUCGUGGUUCUACAUCGAGGUGUCGAACCACCGGGGGACGCGAAUUGCCUUCUUCAGCUGAGAACAACGUGGCGGAGAUCCCUCCUCACCUUCCUUCUUCCUCAGAAAGCUGCCACCGGAGGACGACGUGGUGCACGCGUUGUCGCCGGACUGUAUUUUCUAAUCGAAUCACGCUGUCUGUCCGUGACUCUUCGAAGGGCCGAUGGUGGUUGACGCUCAAUGAUCUCCCCCGUGCCACGAAUCAUUUCCCCGGGAGAAUUCCUACCGCCCAUCGAAGAGUCAGAUCGGCUCCCGAUGAUCGCUGAGUCGUGAUCCGAGUCGUCACCUCGCGACGCGUCGCGGUGCAAGGCUCGAUUCGCGCGCGUCAGGUGAUGUAUUGUGAUAUAUUUUGCAUUCCCAGCAAACAUGAAGUUUGCUCCCAGUCAACAAAGAACAUUAGGUUUGCAUGCCAAAACGGCAUUCCUUACUGAAAAUCCAUAUAUCGCACCCAUGUUUCAAUAGUGCCAUAACCUCGAAAAUUUUAAUUUCACAGGAGAGCCAAAAUAAAAUUUUGUGUGAACGUAAUAUUUUUUUGGUCAGCAACUUUGCAACUUGGGCUUACUAAAUUCGGUAUACAUACAGAUUGAAGUUGUCUUUACCAAUUAGUGAUGUGACAUUUAGUGUGAAAUCCUAAGAAAUUCUUGUUGCAUGUAGUGCGAAAUAGCUAAUUGACAUACAUGGAAUUUAUUAGAAUUAUUGAUAUGGCACUUUUACAUCUUGUAGGUAUCGUCAUAAUGUAUACGUUGGGUAAAAAAAUGAAUUUUGAAAUUUUUAUGGAUAGAAGGAAAACAAAGAACAUUAGGUUUGCAUUCAAAACGGCAUUCCUUUCUGAGAGGAAUUUUACUGAAAAUCCAUAUAUCGCACCCCUGUUUCAAUAGUGCCAUAACCUCGAAAAUUUUAAUUUCACAGGAGAGCCAAAAUGAAAUUUUGUGUGAACGUAAUAUUUUUUUGGUCAGCAACUUUGCAACUUGGGCUUACCAAAUUCGGUAUAUAUACAGAUUGAAGUUGUCUUUACCAAUUAGUGAUGUGACAUUUAGUGUGAAAUCCUAAGAAAUUCUUGUUGCAUGUAGUGCGAAAUAGCUAAUCGACAGCUGGCGCCUCACAUGGAAUUUAUUAGAAUUAUUGAUAUGGCACUUUUAUACCUUGUAGGCAUCAUCAUAAUGUAUACGUUGAGCAAAAAAAUGAAUUUUGAAAUUUUUAUGGAUAUGGCACUAUUGAAACAAGGAUGCGACAUGUAACGUCGAUCGAUUUUCGACAGAGUUUUCCUCUAGAAGGACGCUUUGGAAUGCAACCUACAUCAGCAUUUGAAAUACUAAUUUCGCAUGUAUCUCUUGUUUUCGCUUAAUAUUUUACAAAUAUUUUAAAGAUAUUGUGAGAUAAUAUGAUCUCUUUAAAUAUUGCAGAAAUGUUUUAGAAAUAUCGAAGCUAUUCGCAAUGUUGUUAAUAUACAACGUAAAAAACUACAUAUUAUAAAACGUUAUACGCUUUUGAAUAUCGUUGUAAUAAUAUUCUAUCAAUGUUUAUUUGUUCACGGAUUUUUUUUAUAGCUGUGCUACAUUGCAUUGUUUAUAUUACUUAAAUUGAAGUAGACGCAUUUGACACUUGAUGGAAGGAACAAGAAAGUAGGAUUACAAGAUUAUUUAGAAAAAGUAUUUGGAAAGAACAGGUCUCUGAUGAUGUGUCUGACGUCGUCGUAUUAUGAUUUAAAAUUCACUUCUUAAAUAAUAUGGAUCUUAUAAUAAAUAUAAAGGUAUUUCAUGUUUUUAUGUGUUUUGUUCUGGAGCCAAAAUAUCAAACAACCUGAACGGAAAGUUCAACGUUGAUUACUGAUAAUCCACGGAAGAGAGACAUGGAAUGUUUUAGUAUCCUAAGUAGCAGAAAUUUCUAAAAGUCAUCUUGCAAUCGUCUAAAAGAAAUCUGAGAAAGUAGGACGUUUUCUAAACGUCUUUCGGCGAAAGUAAGACCUCUUUUAAAAGUUUCUGCUACUGAAACGUCAUUAUAAUUUUAUAUAUAUAUAUAUAUCUAUAUAUAUAUAUAUAUUCUGAAUAAUAAAAUAAACUAAUCCAAUGAGAGAGAAAUCUGACAUUAUUGAUUUUUUUUUAUGUUUCUCAUAAUACUUAAAGUCAAAUUAAGCGACAUCAUUUACUUUGAUAGUAUUUUUUUUGUGUGGAUAUAUAUGAUUUAUUAUUAAUAUAUAUGAUUUAUUAUUAUAAUUAUAUAUGAUUAUAAUAUGGUCAUAUAGGGACAAAAUUCAUAUAUGUUUUUUUCCCAAGUGUAUUUCGAAUAUUAUUAUAAAUUAUGAACUCUCCACCGCUAUAUUUCUUAAAUAACAAUCAUUAAUUUGGGAAUUUAUAUAUAAUGUCGGAAUAUUAGCCUUUAAUAUCUUAGUAGUUCUUCAUUAAAAUUCUAAUUUUAAUUGUCAAGAAAUUGAAAAUAGGAAUUAGAAAUAGCACGCCAAUUCUAAGGAAUAUAUAUAAAAAGUGUCAUCUUUAGUUUAAAAUAUUUCAACUCUCCAAAAAAGACCAAUUUUUUCUAAUUACCAACAGUUAAAUAUUUCAAUUUAUAUAUAGUGCAAAUUUCAAUUCUUAAUAAACUUAUUUUGCCUUAUAACUUCCUUAAAUGCGUUACAUGCAAGAGAAUAUAUAUAUAAAUUUUCUGUAUUAUUUUUCCAAAGAGAAUAUCUUUUCCCAUUUACCUAAUAAGAAUAAUAAUAAUCAUGUUUGCUGGGUUGCCACUCACUUCAUGAAACUGUGACACUCAACCAACGCGCCACCGACGAAUCGAAUUCUUUUCGUCGAGUUCUUUUAAUUUCUCAAAAUCGCGUGUCAACCCUUGUCGCACAUGGACUUCGUAUUCUAGAUGCAUAUCGAAUGCUAAGUAUGUCUUUCUGAUUGUGAAACUCGCACAUACAUACACACAUACUCAAACGCAUACACACACACACACAUGAGAAUAAGAAAAAAAUAAGAAUCCGCGGUGCAUUAUCGCAGUAUCCUUGUGCGUUUAGGAACUGGUAUGGUGAAACUGUCCGAAAAGAUUUUCGAUCAGAAUAAUUCCGUCAUUUCUCAGAUAUUUAUUGUCUUCUUCAGGAAACGCGGUAUUAUUUCUAUCGGAUUUUUCCGAAUAGUUCCAUAAUACCUGUUCAGGGUGACGUUCACAUUCAACCUCGACGAACGAGUCGGCGAGCCGAUCGGGCGAUUGCUGUCUUCUGUAAGUUGACGUCGAUGAUAAUCGAUUGAAAGUACUAGCGCUUCCCCGACCGUGGAACACGCUUUACUAAGGCCUGUAUCGAGCAGUGUUGGGCGUAAAUAAAUUAAGCUUUCCCUUGACUACAAUAAUCGGCAAGUCAAUAAUCAAAAUUAAUCAAUCAUCGUAUGUAAAAGCACAGAUAAUUUCAUUAAUCGAUGAAAUUAAUUAUUAGUCAAACUUUGAUGUGAUUGAUUGUGCACUGAUUAAUAAUUAAUUUCAUUCAGUCGAUUAAAUUAUACGCUAUUACACAUAUGACGGUUGAUUAAUUUUGUUCACUGAUUUGCCGAUUAUUUUAGCCAAAGGAUAUUUUAAUUGAUCAAUACCCAAUAUUGAUUAAUAGUUACUGCUUGAACCCUUAUAGAAAUGUCAUACUAAGAAUCAUUGAUAAUUACUUAUUUUCAGUAUUAAAAAUACUGGAUAAUAAGUAAUUAUCAAUGAUUCUUAGUAUGAUAUUUCUAUAAGAGAAACUGGUUUCAAGUGAGAUUUUUAGAUUUGAAUUUUGAAUUGGAUGUGAGUUUCUCAGUUGAAUCUCGAUGACGAAUAUAAUGUUGCAUAUAUCAUACGAUUUAACUGAAAGAUUCGAUCUAAUUUUGAAUUUAAAUAUGAGAAUCUUAUGUGAGACAAGUCUUGACAAGUAACGACUAUUGAUACGGGUCUUAAAAAUACGCGAUCGUCUUGCGUGUUUAAUCCCGCUGUACCCUCGCUCUUCCCAACAGCGAAUGGAAAUCGGUCGGAUUCGAUCGCGAAAGCUCGAUGAUUGGUAUAUGUGUGUGUGUGUGUGUGUGUGUGUGUGAAAGUCUAUGUGUGCGCGUGAGUCUAUGUGUGCGAGAGAGACCUUGCGUUUUCUAUGAUUUACACGCGACGGAUUCCGGCGUACGGCCGAUGUAAGACACGAAUCCAUUCGAGUAAGAGGUGAACGAGAGCCUCCCUCGCGAAGAUAAACGAACUGCCGGCGCACCCUGGUGAGCUACGGUAUUCGGCCCGGGCUGAAUCAGAUCGAGUCAAUCUCGAUCGUUGCUCCCUCGCGAGGGGAAACAGCCGGAUCGGGUCGUCUCGUCGAGCCGGUUGACUGCUCGUGCACGGAAAAGGGAGUUCCUUCAGUGUGGCUGAAUUUUCCAUUGCCUGAGAAAAACAAGGACCAAACGGAAAACUCGGUUUUAGGACUCUAAAUUUUGUGAAGUUGAGUCGCACUCGAAACGAGUGAAAAGUGGCAGUAUCUCUAGUCGAAGCGAUAACAUAAAGUACUGCCACUCGAAAUCGCUUUCCAUUGCCUGGGAAGAAUAAGGACCAAACAGAAAGCUCUCUCGGUUCUAGGAUUCUCGAAAUUUCUUGGAAUUGAGUUACGUUCAAAACGUGCAAAAAGUGGCAGUAUCUUCAGUCGAAAAGAAAAUACUGCCAUCCGAAAUAGAGUGAACGUUUCACUCAAACUUAGAGCGGAUUUUGAUUCCAUAUGAACGAAUGUUUCAGUCGAUUGAAGCGAAUAUAUGACGGUGGAGUACAUCAAAACUCAUUUUUUAAUUUCGUAUAAAAAUAUUCACUCACAUUGGUAAAAGAUCGUGCAAUUAAUAAUUGAACUUGGAAAAUUUAAUUAAAGGUCGUUUGAUUGAUGACUGAGAUAUGAGCAAAUUUAAUCCAAAAGGAGAGGACUGGUCAUAUCAAUCUUCACUGAAUAAUUUUGAAUUGAAUUCGCUCAUAUCAGUCAUCAAUUAAACGAUCUUUAAUUAAAUUUGCCAAGUUCAAUUAUUAAGUGCACGAUCUUUUAUCAAUCUGAGGAACGUCUCAGAAGUUCAAUGUCCUUCAGAAGACCUGUUAUCUUUACUUUCUUUCUCUCUUAUCAGUCUUCAAUCGAACAGUCUUUAAUUAAAUUCGCCGAAAUCGAUCAUCGAUUGAACGGUCUUCGAUUAAAUUUAUUGAAAUCAAUUGUCAAUCAAACAGCCUCCAAUUGGAUUGACUCAUAUUAAUCGUCAAUUGAACACGACGAUUAAUUAAAAAAGCAAUUAAUUAUGCGCAAUCUUGAAUUCAAUUCAGACGAAUGUUUCUAGUCGCGGUAGAGGCACAAUUUCCCCGUCGCUGAAUUGUCUGUUCAGUCCCUAUUCAGUCGCACACGCGCUGAGCUUCGUUUUCCGUGCGCGAGCUCGAAGUACGUUUCGUUCGUAUACGUAUUACCCCGAGCAAUAGUUGCAACGUCGCUGUAAACCGCAAUACAAUAAACGUAAUAAAUGAGAUUCGCCGCGCGGAGGGCGUUCGUAGUCUCCUCGUGCGCGGCGGCGAUAUAUAUAGUAUAUUUUGUACACUCGAUAACAACGCAUUUUUACCGGAGUGCGAUCGACAAGCAGCACACAACCGUGUGUGUCGUCGGGCACACACCGCGCGGUUCCGGCGCUUCUUCAAUCGAGAGACACAAGUCCGUCGAACACGGUCGCAUCAGAGAGAAAGAGAAAAAAAGAGAGAUAGUCGCUCUAUGAUCCCGCAGGGGAUGUACUUGCCAGACAAUGCAAAUGUUUGAAGGACAUCGCGCGCACGGGGAAUAUUAAGAGAGAAAACGUCUUCAAUUUUUUAGAUAUCUCCCCGAAGAGUCUGGAGGACAUUGAACUUCUGAGACGUUCCUCAGACGGGCUUCGAGAAAGACACCCCGAGAUUGUCGAGACGAUCGUUGGGCUUGAUUUAAUGAAAGGUCGUUAUAAUUCACAAGCUCGACCCCGUCAAUAUCGUCGUCGUUGUUGUCUCGUACGACCAAUGGAUUGCCACCCUCGCAGGACACAACAAUCCGACGAGGAUGAGAAAUGUCGCGUGUCCUUGGGACGUUUGCGUUGUCUGGGUGACGAUUGGAGCGAAACUUCCAAAUUUCCGACUUACACGAUUAAGCGGCAUAACGUGUACUUUGAUACAUAUGCAUAUGUAUGUCACGGAGAGCGCUGCCAUGGGGGUGCUGGUAUAUAUAACGAAGUAUAUUCUAAACUACCUUAAAUACAAGUCUUGCGUAAGAUACGUAUAUUGUGCUGUGUGCUGAAUGAAGUCGGAUAGAGCAAGUAAAGAGGCUCGACCGCGAGCUCGGAAAUGUGCAAGACUCCUCGACGCUACGUUACCGCGUCUUUUUAUAGGCUUAUUCUGUUAUCCUUAAGUAUGUCGUUAUCGUUACGUAUGUAAAGACCGUCUAUGGGAGUAAAAUGGAAGUAAAAUAUGGCUGUAUAGAGUAAUGGAAGUAAAAUAUGGCUGUAUAAGAAGAAAGAAUAAGAAAUUGACCAUUAUUUUUCUCACAUUCGACUGUGACUGGUUAAUUUCUUAUUCUUACUUCUUACAGCCAUACUUUAUCCCCAUUGUAGACUGUUCUUAAGGCUUGAUCUACAAUAUGUGGAAUAAGUAGUCGUAAAAAUUAGUCAAUCAUAGUCGAUUAUUACAAGAAUAAUUGAUUGGCCAAUUUUUACGGCUUACAGCUUACUCCGCAUAUUGUAGACCAAGCCUAACAUAUAUGCAGAGUUGUGAAGCAACGCGUUACUUGUAACGCUGUUACUGUUACUUUUUUCGAUAAUGAACAUUACUUUUUUUCUGUUUGUCACUGUAACAAUAAUGUCAUUACAUUUUUACAGCUCUAAAGAGGACAGUAACGAAUUCAACCAUUACUUUUAUUGUUACUUUAGUUAUCUAUAUUCAAUAAAUGAUGCACUGAUCGUGCACUGAGAGCGUAUAUUAGGUAUUCUUGAUUAGAUAGAAAUAUUUCAACAUUGGCUGGAAGUGGUUUUCUCUUAUUCUUCAUGUAAAAAUGAUUGUUAAGUCGAAUUUUGUAAUUUAGCUGUUAAAAAUUUUGAAUAAAUUUAAUAAUAGGUAUGUUUAAAAAAUGUAGUUCACUUUUGUAAGAAACUAUGGAACAAAUGUGUGUAUUUUAUAUAUACACACUAAACAUACUUAUUAUUAAAUUUAUUAAACAUUUUUAAGAGCCGAAUUGCAAAAUUUGGCUACUGAUUAAUAAUUUAUGUGUGAAGAAUAAUAAAAGAUAAAAAGAUAGAAUCAAAUUUAUAAGGAAAUAUUAGUUCUCAGGAUUAUUGCAGUCUUAAAUAGUUUCUUCUUUUUACAUGAACUAGCUACACUAAAAAUAAUAACUUAAGCUUAAAAACAAUAAUCUCAUUUUAAAAUUAAUUACGUAUUUUAGUUUAGUAUUAUAAAAAAAUAACGAUAACGGUAACGAGUUACUUUUUAUGGAAAGUAACGUUAACGCUACGACGUGUUACUUUUUUGAAGUAACGUUCCCAACUCUGCAUAUAUGCAAGGGCGAGAAAGUUUUUUUUCAGUAAAUUAAGUUUAAAACUGAUGGUCCACAAAAUUAAUUUAGUUAUUGAAAGUUACGUAAACAAAAACUGGCUGAAUCCAAAAUUAAGUUAAAGUAAAAUUAUCUUACUGAAAUAAAAAGUUAAUUGUGCAAAGCAUUAUGUAUGUUCUUUUGCAUAAAGUAACUGUUUAAUUGUAGAUUUAAUUUAUGUGAAGUAUUGAAGAGGUAUUCUUUUAUGAGAAAAAAUACUCUCUAAAUAUCUUGUAUUCAGGAUUCCACAUAAGAAAAGAAUAUUGAUACUCAGAAAGGAAAUACAAUUCUGCUGACAUUGUUUUUCUUUUGUUUCUCUUAUUUUAUUUUUAAGCAGCCCGUAGUGUUUUUUAAUAUUGGAUUAUUGUAACUUGCAUAUAGAAGAAGUUAAUAAGUUAAAAUAAAUAUAUUUUAAAAUAACUAGUUCACAAGCUAAAAGUUAACUUACUUGAAAUUAAGUUAAAAGUUAUGCGUUUAUUAACUUUUGAUUUUUAACCGAUUAACUAGUUAUUAUCUAAUCUUGAGUAGUAGGAAAGUUGCAGAAUAAGCUUAUAUACUUGCCGUAGAGCCGUCGACGAGCUUGUCUUCGGACCACCCUGAAUUCCAUAUUUUUUAACGAUGAAGAUUACGUUACGAAAGUUACAGAACGGCACGUUUCGAGUCCGUACUUUGCAAAAAAUCACACGAAAUCGCGUGUGUUUCGCAAAGUCGCGGAGAACUGUUUCACGUGUGAUCUUCAUUUGAAAAAAUACGAAUUUGAGGUGGUCUUCUCCUCAGCUUUUUAACGCCAUCUCUACUUUUUAAAAUUUAGGGCAGCUUGAGCACAAGUUCGUCGAUCGCUCGCGAACGCUAUUUUCAAAUUUACUGAGGAGAAAGCGCGCGUGUGUGUGUGUGAAAGAAAGAGAGAGAGAGAGAGAGAGAAAGAGAGAAAAAGAGAGAGAGAGAGAGAUAGAGAUAAAGAGAGAUUGUGAGUCCGGUAGAGAUAUACGACUUUAUACAUAUAUCGAACCGCUGUGUUCAAUUUCUUUAAUAAUACGGAGAGACAGUUAUAUAAUAUAUCGGAUACACGCAAAUAGAUAACGUUGUUACAGUUAGCGCAGCGUCGAAACGGGAUUGAAUCUAAUAAAACGCUAAGAAAACACGAAAAUUCAUAAGACAGUUCUGUGCCACGCUUCCUAUAAAAACGAAAAAAAAAAAAA
Molecule: messenger RNA, 15832 nt
Organism: Odontomachus brunneus
Lineage: Eukaryota; Metazoa; Arthropoda; Insecta; Hymenoptera; Formicidae
Product: cubilin
Exons: 16
Coding region: 3911-6661 (916 amino acids)
Cellular component (GO): plasma membrane
Molecular function (GO): protein binding
Source: RefSeq, a predicted model, not a curated record